Molecule: messenger RNA, 686 nt
Organism: Acomys russatus (golden spiny mouse)
Lineage: Eukaryota; Metazoa; Chordata; Mammalia; Rodentia; Muridae
Gene: Tomm5
Product: translocase of outer mitochondrial membrane 5
Exons: 2
Coding region: 88-243 (51 amino acids)
Cellular component (GO): mitochondrial outer membrane translocase complex
Source: RefSeq, a predicted model, not a curated record
AGUGGAGUCUGGCUGAGUUCCGGGUGCGAGGCGGCCACUGUAGGUGAGCAGGGUGCAGCGCCUGCAAGCUUUGGAGGCAGAGCCGUGAUGUUCCGCAUCGAGGGUCUCGCGCCGAAGCUGGACCCCGAGGAAAUGAAGCGGAAGAUGCGCGAGGAUGUGAUCUCCUCCGUUCGGAACUUCCUCAUCUACGUGGCCCUGUUGCGAGUCACUCCAUAUAUCUUAAAGAAGUUGGACAGCAUAUGAGGAUUGGGAACUGCGUCUGGACGCAUGGCAUGAAGGACCCGGUGGCAGCUCCUCCUCCUGUCUGCAGAUGAAUUGGCCUAGAAAGGUGUAAGACUGAUGAAAUGGACAUAAGAACUCUACUUGUUAAGAACAAGUUGGGCUUUGGGAACUGACCUUCACAGCUGAAAUAUAAAACUACUUGGGAAGUGCAAAAAGAUGUCUUGUGGUCCUAGUGUGCCCUUAAGCUGUGAGGUCCGCCUCAGAGAGCGUUGAUGGAAUUGUAAAUAAUGUCAAACUCUAAGGGGCUUAUGUCUCAAAUGGCACUGUCUUGGCAGUCGUUUCUGUUUACGGCUUCUGUUCAGAGUGUACUUCUGAAGAGUGUCUGAUGGAAGUCAGCGUACACACACAAUGACAUUUAAGCACAGGACCAUCAGUCUAUAUUUUUAAUAAACAUUCUGAUGAAA